AUGAAUGCCGCUGUAAGUAAUAGCGGUAAAUCGCAAAAGGGAAUGGCCAAAAUCUGCACCAAGCUCGUGAACAAAAGCGUAGGAAUACACAAAAAUAAAAAUUCAGUAAAGCAAAGAGGUUGUGUUGAUUAUAACUCUAGAAUACAGUUGUACGGAGAGGAAUCUGAAGAGUUGACAAGAUUAGACUCGAUGGAUUUGGAAAUUGACGAGAAUAUGCUGAAGGUGUGUAAAAUAUACCUGAAGCAAUCACUGUACAACGACUGUAAACUGGUGAAGCUGAACCCGAAUUACGUAGAACACAUAGUGGAGUUGAUAUUUAACCUGGGAUUUCUGGCGAAAAGAGGACACUUCAUGAGAGAUAUACUGGACCUGAUAAACCUGCUGGAAGUGCCGGAGAGUGUGUUGAAUUUACUGGGAAUGAACAGAAAUCACAGGCUCUCAAUAUUUAAAGGAGUGGCAUUCAGAGGAGAGUUGUCGCAUCCGGAAAUGAAGACGGAGCUAAAAAGAUUGUGUGAAAAUUAUGUGCCGAACGACGCAGCGUCACUGCUGUCAGCAAAGAGUAUAAGCUGCAUAAGCAAAGUGGGCAGUAAAGUGAUGAAUAAACUGUCAUUCGCACUCAACUGCGGAAUUAUGCACUCGCCGGACAAGGAUAAGGGAAUAGAGAAGUGCAUAGGAGAGUGCGAAAAGUUUUGUUUCCUGAGCAGAGGAGUGACCAUAGCAACACUGACGUUCGCAGAGAACUUCAAGGGCUUCACAAUAUUCAUAUCGAAGAGAAUGAUUAAGUCGGAAAACCUGCGAAGAAUCGAGGAACUCAUAAAAAUAUCGAUAGUGAGGCUGCAGGGAAUAGUGGAGGAGCUGGAGUUAAUCAAAAACCUGAACGGAACGUUCGAAGUGGACACGAAGGUGUUCGAGAGAGACCACAGGCAGAGCAGCGUAUGCGAAAACUUCUCAGACUACCUGGACACGCUCCUGGGAAAUAAGCCGAGGGGGAUGACGACGCCCUCGCCAAGGUCGACGCUGAACUACUUCUCAUGCGAAAUGUACUACAACAAAGUAGUGGAGUCGGAAAUCAGCUGCAGCGAGUACAGGAAGCUGACGAGACUUCAGUGCUUCAAGUACUACACGAAGAUGAAUGAGCUGUGCACGACGCCGUCCUUUGAAACGGUGCCAAUAGGAAGGUACGCAGAGGGAGAGUUCCUGAGCGACUUCAUAGGCAAAAUCACGAAUGCGCUGAAAAUCAACAAGUGCGUGGCGAGCCAGAGCUGCUCGGAGUCGUACAUCAACCACCAGCUGCACUUUGAAACGGCGUACUCGAACGUGGAAAACAUGCGGCUGUCGCUGACCUUCCAAAUGGCCUCGGAAAAGUACGCUCACCAGGGGAUCAACGUGAAGACGUUCUGCAGCAAGUGCAACCACUCGAGCAUACACAGCGUCCAGGACCUGACGCUCGGAAGGUUCCUGCAGCUGCUGAUGUUCAACAGGGCAUACAGAGCGAAGUGCGACCACGCGCUCUUCCAGAGCAGCAAGUUCUCAGUGCUGGCGGAAAGCUACUCGAUCACGUUUAACCUGAGCCCAGUCUCGAUCUACAAAGUGGCGCCGGAGUUCAACGAGCCUUACUACAACUGCACGCGCGACACCAUGGAGGUGCUUCUAAGGAACGGAACGAUGCUGGACAGAAGGCUGCAGCUGCUGUCAAACAAAGUGGAGAGUAUGGUACACAGGCCACAGGGAAGAAGGGUCUACGACACGGUGACGGAGAACUUGCACAACCUGGUAAACUACGACAUCGAGAGGCGCCUCCCGUGCAUAUGUAGGCUGAGGAGCCCAGAGGGAGAGAGCGGGCUUAGUAGGAGUCAGUGGGUUAGCAGCAUAGAAGGGCUUAAGUUCGAGGAGUUCAUAAGGAAGUUUGAAAGGCACUCAGCAUUCGGAAUAGAGCUGAACCACAGACUGUACGAAAAGAUAAAGGGCUCAAUGGAAAGAGGAGCUGCAUUGCACGCGUGCGAAGAGUGCGGAGCGAAUAGUUACACGACAGUGGCAGACGUGGACCUGCUAAACUGGCUGUACAUCCUGGUGCACGUGAUCAACUCGUUCGAAAGUAAAAUAGUUAAGUUGAAGGCAGGACUGGAGAAGAUAAUGAGUUACUCGGAGGAGAUAGCAGGCUUCUGCAGAAGCGUCGAGAGAGCGGAGAAGGACCUGAUAGGAGUGUUCGAGCAGUGCACAGCGCUGAUGGUCUACCACAAGCACUUCUGCCCGAGAGAGCCGAUGCACGCCUUCACAGUGGCAAAGGCGUUCUUCGUGGGAUUCUACAACGUAUUCGAGUCGCUGGAGGAAGAGUACUCGGCAAUAUCGCACGUGGAAAAGGUGGCCUCAGUGAAGAUAGUGGAGUACGACAAGACGAACGUGGUGAUAGUGCACAGCUUCGGCAAAGAAGCAGCCUCGUACGAAAAAAUCGACUUCACAAAAAUAGAAGGGCUGGAAAAGGAAGAAGAGGAGGACACGUACACAGCAUACAACAUAGACGAGUUCCUGACGUUUUCGCAGUACUUCGCAGUACUCUCGGGAAUAGAGGACCUGGCGUCGAAGGUGAAGAAGAAGAGCGCGUACUUCAGAAUGGUCUCGAAGAUAAGGCUGAAGCGAGAAGGGAACCAGUCGAUAAUAUGCGAGGACUACAAGCCGAUAGUGACGCCGAACAGAGACGUAGCAAACAUACUGUCAAACGCACUGCUCAAGUACACAGAGUACAUGAGAGAGUGGUCGCCGGAGUACGAAGAGUAUGAGAGCGAAGACUACGUAGGUGGACGCGAGAGAAGAAGAGGGCUGUUCCACGAUCAAGUGUCACUGAGAAUCCUGGUAGGAAGCGUUGAAAAGUGUAUAUUUAAGUUGGAAGUGCACUUGGAAGAAGAGAGUGGAUACACAAGUAGGAGUAUGGAGCUGAAGAAAAUAUAUACAACGAAAAAUUGGGAAAAUUUGAGUAAAUUUGAUGAUAUAGUUUUGAAAACGCUGUUUGAUAGCGAGGGUGGCUCUGCAGUGAGAACGAAAGUUAAAUUGAAGAAAAACAAGGAGAGUGAAGGGAAAAAAUGGAAGUCUGCAGUACCAUUUUACGGACUUCCAAUAAUAUACACGAAUUCGAACAUGCUUAACUACAAGAGAAUGGAUAUGAAGAGUGAAGAUGGCGACCACGGCUUAUGGGAAGAAAGCAAUGGAGGCUUCGAUGGAAAGGGUGAGGGAAGUGAUGAGGGAAGAAUGGCGACAAGUUAUAAGGGUAGUGAGUAUCUGUCAAGCGCAUUUAUAAAAAACGCCAUGAAGCUAAGUGUGGAGCAGAAGAUGCUCAUUAAGUAUAUUGUCGCCAAUAAUUCAUCAGUGAUUAUUGGAGAUGGUGGCGGAUUAACAGGAGAUAGUGUAGAAGUAAACGGUGUGAAUGCGAAGAGCGAAAGUGAAGUGUUGGAUGUGUACUGGGGGCCAUACCGCAUAACGGUAUUCUACGGAAGGGAGUUCGAAGGUCUGAGGAAAAGGUUCUGCGGAGACUUAAUGAACUACGCAAGGUCGCUGUGCAGAAGCACGAGGAUGAGGAGCACGGGAAAGAGCGGAUCGCCAAUCUUUAUGACCUACGACGGAAACUACACAAUCAAGUUGAUCAACAAGUACGAAAUAGGACUGUUUAUAGCGCAGGGGAGAGAGUUCUUUGAGUACUUUAAGAAAAAUGAGACUCUGAUGAGUCUGCCGUACGGACUGUAUAAAGUGACGCACCUGAAGACGAACAGCAGCAUCAACUGCUUCGUUAUGCAGAACAUAGACCACUUCCACAACGAAAGUAAAAUCAGCUUUGACCUCAAGGGAAUAGCGCUGAAGAGGUACAUCAGCAUAAGCAGGGAGAGCGUGACGCCCACAAGUUUGAGCACAACAUACAACUACGCGCACUCGUCGUUCAGCGACUCGGAAGCCAAGGGGAAGGAGGGAGAAGGCAAAGAUCAGAGCGUGCUGAUGAGCAGCGGAGGAAGCUACGUGCUCCUGGACCAGAACUUUAAGCUGUACACGAAGGGGUGUCCAAUACAGCUGAACUACGAAUCAAUCAACCUGAUCAACGAGAGACUGAAGAGCGAUUUGAACUUCCUGUCGAGCAUAAACAUAGUGGACUACUCAAUGCUGCUGAGAAUAUCGCCCUCGCAAUCAGUGAUAACGCUGGGAAUAAUAGACUUUCUGAGGCCGUACACGUGGGAUAAGCAGAUAGAAACGGUGGGCAAGCGGUUGGCGAACAUAGGACAGGAGCCGACGAUAGUGUCGCCGAACGAAUAUAAAACGAGGUUCUUCAACUUCAUACAGAGAACAUUCGUGUACCCGUACGGAGUGAGAGGCCAGAAGGAGAGCCCGGAGCCCGGAGGCCAGAGGGCGACUGGCGAUAACAUAAACUACAUGUACCAAAUAAGGCCGUACAGACAGUGCAGGCAGUGCAGCGCAAUGAGGUACAUGUACUCCAACGAACACUUCGCGUGCCUGAAGUACUACAUGGCGCUGCUGUCGCCAGAAGUGAUGCAAUACCUGCACCUGGUAAUGAGGGAGAAGGGAGGAGAGACCACGAGGUCGCUGGAGGCGCCGGCUCGAGGGGGAUUUGCUGAAGGGCCAGGAAAACGCGAAGCGCACAGAGAACGUCUGGACAGGCUGGUGAGCGCAAUAGAGCGUGCGUACCAAUCGCCGACGAUCAACUGGAGCCUAGUAAUAUAG
Theileria orientalis strain Shintoku is the source of this 4719-nucleotide messenger RNA. RefSeq lists its product as uncharacterized. The transcript has 7 exons. Gene Ontology annotation, biological process: phosphatidylinositol phosphate biosynthetic process. The coding region runs from base 1 to 4719 and encodes 1572 amino acids. NCBI's taxonomy places the organism in Eukaryota, Apicomplexa, Aconoidasida, Piroplasmida, Theileriidae. Gene Ontology annotation, molecular function: 1-phosphatidylinositol-3-phosphate 5-kinase activity. Gene Ontology annotation, cellular component: endosome membrane. The record is from RefSeq and is a predicted model, not a curated record.